UUUUCGUUUUGGUUUUGGUUUUUGUUGGGGGUCGCUCUGGUCAAAAGAGAGGAGGCGUUAGAAAGCGGAAGCGCGAGCGCGUGAGAGGAGGAGGAGGAGUCGGCGUCCACUCGCAACCCUAAUUGGCCUCUCCCUCGCGCUAUCGACCUCGAUCGAUCGCGUUUUUGAUCGGAUCACCUGGAAUUCGCGGUCCCGUAGUCCGGACACUUUGGUGCUUUUCUGUUUCUGCUGUCGGAGGAAAUGGAUUUGGUAACUAGUUGCAAGGAUAAAUUAGCGUAUUUUCGAAUAAAGGAACUGAAGGAUGUCUUGACGCAGCUAGGGCUUUCAAAGCAGGGGAGAAAGCAGGAUCUUGUGGAUAGGAUAUUAUCAGCUCUUUCAGAUGAACAAGUGUCCAAGAUGUGGGCUAAGAAGAAUGUGGGGAAGGAAGAUGUCGCAAAACUAGUUGACGAUAUUUACAGAAAAAUGCAGGUUUCUGGGGCCACUGAUUUGGCUUCAAAUGGUCAGGGAGCCUCAGAUUGCAGUAAUAUCAAAAUUAAAGCAGAGUUUGAUGACCCAUAUCGGUCAGAAACAAAGGUCAGAUGUCCUUGUGGAAGUUCUUUGGAGACAGAGUCAAUGAUCAAGUGUGAGGACCCAAGAUGCCAUGUCUGGCAACACAUGAGUUGUGUCUUGUUGCCUGAAAAACCUGGGGAGGGCAAUCCCAUGGUUCCUGAAAUUUUUUAUUGUGAGCUAUGCCGUCUUAGUCGUGCUGAUCCGUUUUGGGUUUCUGUGGCACAUCCUCUGUAUCCUGUGAAAAUGACUACUACGAAUAUGCCAACUGAUGGUACUAAUCCGGUACAGAGUGUUGAGAGAACUUUUCAACUGACAAGGGCAGACAAAGACCUUCUAUCAAAGCAAGAGUAUGAUGUUCAGGCUUGGUGUAUGCUUCUGAAUGACAAGGUUCCAUUCAGGAUGCAUUGGCCACAAUAUGCGGACCUACAGGUCAAUGGUAUGGCUGUUCGUGCUAUUAAUAGGCCUGGCUCACAGCUGCUAGGGGCUAAUGGUCGUGAUGAUGGUCCUAUUGUAACUCCUUGUACGAAAGAUGGAAUCAAUAAGAUCAGCUUAACGGGGUGUGAUGCUCGCAUUUUUUGUUUGGGAGUCAGACUCGUGAAAAGGCGAAGUGUUCAACAGAUUCUCAAUCUGAUUCCAAAAGAAUCUGAUGGUGAACCUUUUGAAGAUGCUCUUGCUCGUGUUUGUCGCUGCGUCGGGGGUGGAGGAGCAACCGAAGCUGACAGUGACAGUGACCUGGAAGUGGUUGCAGAUUCCUUCGCUGUUAAUCUACGGUGUCCUAUGAGUGGUUCGAGAAUGAAGGUUGCUGGUAGAUUUAAACCUUGUGUUCACAUGGGAUGUUUUGAUUUGGAGGUAUUUGUGGAAAUGAAUCAGCGAUCCAGGAAGUGGCAGUGUCCUAUAUGCUUAAAAAAUUACUCGCUGGAGAACAUCAUUAUUGACCCUUACUUUAAUCGCGUGACAUCUCUGAUGAGGUAUUGUGGAGAAGAAGUGACAGAAAUUGAGAUCAAACCUGAUGGUUCUUGGCGUGUUAAGACCAAAACUGAAAGCGAACGGAGAGAUUUGGGCAAUCUUAUUCAAUGGCACCUUCCUGAUAGUACUCUUUGCCUCUCAGCAGAAGAGAAUACUCCACCAAAUGCAGAGUAUAUGAAGCAGAUUAAGCAAGAAGGUGUUUUGGACGGCCAUACUGGUUUGAAACUUGGAAUUAGGAAGAACCGUGAUGGAAUUUGGGAAGUCAGCAAACCUGAUGAGUUGAAUAACUCUUCCAGUAGCAGAUUGCAUGAUAAAUUCGGAGAGCAUGAACCGAAAGUCAUUCCAAUGAGCAGCAGUGCCACUGGAAGUGGUAGGGAUGGGGAAGAUCCCAGUGUUAAUCAGGAAGGUGGGGGGAAUUUCGAUUUCUCUGCCCACAAUGGAAUUGAACUUGAUUCCAUAACUUUGAAUGUAGACCCCUCUUUUGGAUACGCCAAUCAAAUUCCUUCUGCCCCAAUGGGUGAUGCAGAAGUUAUUGUUCUUAGUGAUUCGGAUGAAGAGAAUGACAUUUUAGUUUCUCCUAGAAAUAUCUACAAGAAUGAUCAGUCUGAGCCUAGUGGGAUUAAUUUUUCCAUACCUCACACUGGGAUUACUGAUUCAUUUGAAGAUCCUGCUCUUGGUACUGGGGCAAAUUCAUGUUUGGGGCUUUUUAAUAACAACAAUGAUGAUUUUGAAAAUAUGCACCUCUGGGGAGCUCAAGGAGGUCCUGCCUUUCAGUUAUUUGGUCCAGAUGGUGAUGUCUCUGAUGCCCUGGCUGAUUUGCAGCAUGGUUCAAUGAAUUGCACACCUUCGGCGAAUGGCUACACUUUGGCACCAGUUACUGCGACGGAAUCCACUGCUCUAGUUCCAGAUCCUUCAGUUGGUCUUGCUGACGAUAGUUUAAAUGAUAAUUUAGUUGAUAAUCCCUUGGCAAUUGGCCGGGAUGACCCCUCCCUCCAGAUUUUCCUUUCGACUAGCCCCUCUGCUGCGUCAUUGCAGCCUAACAUAAGAGAUCAAUCUGACAUGUCAAACGCCCUAAGUACAGAGGAUUGGAUAUCUCUGAGACUUGGGGAUGGUACCACUGGUGGUCAUUGUGAACCUCCUACUGCCAAUGGUUUCACUCCAGGACAGCAAAUUCCUUCUGGAGAAGGGUCCAUGGAGACUUUGGCUGACACAGCUUCUUUGCUUCUGGGAAUGAAUGAUGGUAGAUCCGAGAAGACAAGGAGGCAGAGAUCAGGUAGCCCCUUCUCAUUUCCUCGACAAAAACGUUCUGUGAGACAAAGAUUCUACCUUUCUAUUGACUCAGAUUCCGACUAGACUGAUCCUGGAUAUCGAAGGGUUGUCGCUCCUCUUGGACAGUUUUGGCUAUACAAACUUUGCUGAAGAAUUGUGGUGAAGGAUCUCUAGUGGUCCAAUUUAGUCAUCAAUAACUUGAAUAGUGCUAGCAGUUUGGUAUUUGUAUUUUGCUGGUUUAGCAUGAGGCAUGAGGCAUGAGGCAUGAGGCAUGCGGCAGAGCUAGGCAAAGCUGAAGAUGUUCUGACUAAAUUUUUUCUGGCACCUGAUGAGUACCUUUAAAUUGGCUUCUUGCAUAUACCGACAAGAUCUGCAAUCAUAUUCGGGUAAACUGUACAGUGGAUACUCAUUUGAAUCCGAUACUUUCUGGAACCAUCCAUUGAAAUUAUACGAUGUAGCCCGCAACAUAGAUGUUUCGCCUUUCAUUUUGUGAUGUGGAAGGAGGUAGCUUUGUAAAUGUUUCUCCUGUCGGUUAGUUAUAGAGAAAGAUGAAGACUUAUACUGCCUGUACUGCCCAUCCGUUUUUGGCCAUAAGUUGUCCUUUAUGAAUUGGAUGCGAUUGUUUAGUGUUUCGUUUUGUACUGGAAAAGUUGUGUCGGUGCACAAGGGGAGUGGUGUUAAUUGCUCCGUGGCUAGUUGAUCAGAGUAGUCAUGUAGCAAGCCAGACCAAGAGUUCAGCAAUGAAGGUCUUGAUGGCAAUUGAUGGCAAUGAGAGGAAUCUUUUUAUUCCCUCUCCUCCACCUCCCACAAACUAGUGCAUAUGUAUAUGUGAGUGUUAGUUUUUACAUUUAUUUCAACUUUAGUAUCAGAUGAUGAUAUGUGUAAAAUCUGCACAUUGCUUAUAGAAUUGGAUGUUCGAUGCAAAAGUUAUGGGC
Rhodamnia argentea is the source of this 3719-nucleotide messenger RNA. Its product is annotated as E3 SUMO-protein ligase SIZ1. The coding region runs from base 241 to 2868 and encodes 875 amino acids. Gene Ontology annotation, biological process: protein sumoylation. The transcript has 18 exons. The record is from RefSeq and is a predicted model, not a curated record. Gene Ontology annotation, molecular function: SUMO ligase activity; zinc ion binding. Lineage: Eukaryota; Viridiplantae; Streptophyta; Magnoliopsida; Myrtales; Myrtaceae.